AUGGCCAAGCCUGUCCCAACUCGCCUGAACGUGGCUCCCGUGCCUCCCGACGAGAUCUUUGCCCUCAACGCCGCAUACUUUGCCGAUACUUACCCCCAAAAAGUCAGUCUGGGUGUCGGUGUCUACCGAACCGACGAUGGGAAGCCCUGGCCCUUGCCGGUGGUCCAGAGAGCGGAGCAAGAGUUGGCGGAAGAGGACGAUCUUAUGAGACAUGAAUACACCGCGAUUGAGGGAGACAAGCCCUUCCUACCUAUUGCGCGGGAUCUGAUGUUCGGCUUCACGGGCGAAGCUAGUGAAGAGUCUGCCAAGGCACGCAUUGCGACUGUUCAGACGGUGGCGGGCACUGGUGCCAAUCACCUGGGUGCCUUGUUCCUCGCUCACCAUAUGAAGCCCCCAACCGUCUGGCUGUCGAACCCAUCCUGGGCCAACCACAUGACCAUCUGGGAAUUGGCCGGCGUGCCACGCAAGACUUACCCUUACUACCAUGCGGCGACGAGAUCCUUCGACUUUGACGGUAUGAUGUCGACGCUGGAGAGCGAGGCCCAGGAGGGAGACGUGGUGCUGCUGCACGCGUGCGCACACAACCCCACCGGUCUGGACCCGAACAAGGAGCAGUGGAUCGCCAUCGCCGACCUGUGCGAACGGAAGAAGCUCUUCCCCUUCUUCGACUCGGCCUACCAGGGCUUUGCCUCGGGCUCCGUCGAGGAGGAUGCCUGGGCGGUGCGCUACUUCUUCAACAACAAGCCCGACAUGGAGAUGUGCGUGGCUCAGAGUUUCUCCAAGAACUUUGGUCUCUACGGACAGCGCGUGGGCGCGUACCACUACGUGACGAACCGUAGCGCAACCUCGAUUCGAGAUGUGAUUGUGAACAACCUUUGCCAUCUCAUCCGUGGCGAGUUCUCCAUGGGUCCUCGCAUCGGCUGCAGCAUUGUCAAGAAGAUCUUGACCAACGACGACCUGGUGGCUCAGUGGCACAGGGACCUGCAGGUGAUGAGUUCCCGGAUCAAGUCUAUGCGACAGGCCCUUUACGACGAACUCACUCGCUUGAAGACUCCCGGGACUUGGGAGCACAUCAUUCAGCAGAACGGCAUGUUUUCGUACACCGGACUUAGCCCGAAGCAAGUCUAUGCGCUCAAGGACAAGUAUCACGUCUACCUGCUCAAGUCGGGUCGUGCCUCCAUCAGUGGCUUGAGUAAGAAGAACGUCGCCUACGUCGCCCAGGCCAUUGACGACGUCGUACGCAACGUACUGUAA
This is a messenger RNA of Penicillium oxalicum, 1254 nucleotides long. RefSeq names its product putative aspartate transaminase. Lineage: Eukaryota; Fungi; Ascomycota; Eurotiomycetes; Eurotiales; Aspergillaceae. The record is from RefSeq and is a predicted model, not a curated record. Gene Ontology annotation, molecular function: pyridoxal phosphate binding; L-aspartate:2-oxoglutarate transaminase activity. The coding region runs from base 1 to 1254 and encodes 417 amino acids. Gene Ontology annotation, cellular component: cytosol. Gene Ontology annotation, biological process: L-aspartate biosynthetic process. The transcript is spliced from 3 exons.